This is a messenger RNA of Trichechus manatus latirostris (Florida manatee), 4082 nucleotides long. It is a transcript of the gene SORCS1, whose product is annotated as sortilin related VPS10 domain containing receptor 1. The transcript has 27 exons. Bases 5 to 3598 code for a protein of 1197 amino acids. The record is from RefSeq and is a predicted model, not a curated record. Gene Ontology annotation, molecular function: protein binding. Gene Ontology annotation, cellular component: membrane; Golgi apparatus. Lineage: Eukaryota; Metazoa; Chordata; Mammalia; Sirenia; Trichechidae. Gene Ontology annotation, biological process: post-Golgi vesicle-mediated transport.
CGCGAUGGGAAAAGUUGGCGCCGGCGGCGGCUCCCCAGCCAGGCUGAGCGCGCUCCUCGCCGGCGCGGGGCUCUUGGUCCUGUGCGCCCCGGGCGCCUGCAGCGGCGGCUCUUGCUGUCCCCAGCCGCACGCUGGCUCCUCUCCGCACUGGGCCCCGACCCUAAGGAGCUCUAGUUACCAGGGGCCGCGAGGCAGGGCGCCUGCCAUGCCCGUACCCUUCCUUGGGGGCCCCCUGUUCACAGUGGCCCCCGGGGACAGAGCGCUUGCCCUGGAGCGAGCCCGGGGCACCGGCUUGUCCGUGGAGGGUGCUACGCGCUCGGGCCGGAGGAGACGGAGUGGAGCGGACCCGGAGAAGGCUGAACGCCGAGAAGGCGCGAAUAGGAGUCCUCGAGGAGUGCUAAGGGACGGCGGGCAGCAGGAGCCUGGGACUCAGGAGCGGGAUCUGGACAAAGCCACCCGCUUCCGGAUGGAGGAGCUGAGACUGACCAGCACCACGUUUGCGCUGACAGGCGACUCAGCACACAACCAAGCCAUGGUCCACUGGUCUGGCCACAACAGCAGCGUGAUUCUCAUUUUGACAAAGCUCUACGACUAUAACCUGGGGAGCAUCACUGAGAGCUCGCUUUGGAGGUCAACUGAUUAUGGGACAACCUAUGAGAAACUGAAUGAUAAAGUUGGGCUGAAGACAAUUCUGAGCUAUCUGUAUGUGUGUCCUACCAACAAGCAGAAGAUUAUGUUACUCACAGAUCCGGAGAUUGAGAGCAGUUUACUGAUCAGCUCAGACGAAGGAGCAACCUAUCAAAAGUACCGGCUGAACUUCUAUAUUCAGAGCUUGCUUUUCCACCCCAAGCAAGAGGACUGGAUUCUGGCCUACAGUCAAGACCAAAAGUUAUACAGCUCUGCUGAAUUUGGGAGGAGGUGGCAGCUUAUCCAGGAAGGGGUCGUACCAAACAGGUUUUACUGGUCUGUGAUGGGGUCGAACAAGGAACCAGACCUUGUGCAUCUCGAGGCCAGAACUGUGGAUGGCCAUUCCCAAUACCUAACUUGCCGAAUGCAGAAUUGCACAGAGGCUAACAGAAAUAAACCUUUCCCGGGCUACAUUGACCCAGACUCUUUGAUUGUCCAGGAUGAUUACGUGUUUGUUCAGCUGACAUCAGGAGGACGGCCACAUUACUACGUGUCCUACCGAAGGAAUGCGUUUGCCCACAUGAAGCUGCCCAAAUACGCUUUGCCCAAGGACAUGCAUGUCAUCAGCACCGAUGAGAAUCAGGUAUUUGCAGCUGUCCAAGAAUGGAACCAGAAUGACACAUACAACCUCUAUAUCUCAGAUACCCAUGGUGUCUACUUCACCCUGGCUUUGGAAAAUGUCCAGAGCAGCAGAGGCCCUGAGGGCAACGUCAUGAUAGAUCUUUAUGAGGUAGCAGGCAUAAAGGGAAUGUUCUUGGCUAACAAGAAGAUUGACAACCAAGUGAAGACUUUCAUCACGUAUAACAAAGGCAGAGACUGGCGGUUGCUGCAGGCGCCGGACACAGAUCUAAGAGGAGACCCCGUGCACUGCUUGCUGCCCUACUGCUCACUACACCUUCACCUGAAAGUCUCUGAGAAUCCCUACACAUCAGGGAUCAUUGCGAGUCGAGACACAGCUCCGAGCAUCAUAGUGGCUUCAGGUAACAUAGGCUCUGAAUUGUCAGACAGUGACAUCAGCAUGUUUGUCUCUUCCGAUGCGGGAAACACUUGGAGGCAGAUAUUUGAAGAAGAGCACAGUGUUUUGUACCUAGAUCAAGGUGGAGUCCUGGUUGCUAUGAAACACACUUCUCUCCCCAUUCGACAUCUCUGGUUGAGUUUUGAUGAAGGGAGAUCUUGGAGCAAAUACAGUUUCACAUCUAUUCCACUUUUUGUGGAUGGGGUUCUGGGUGAGCCUGGGGAAGAGACUCUAAUCAUGACAGUGUUUGGACACUUCAGCCAUCGCUCUGAAUGGCAGCUGGUCAAAGUGGACUACAAGUCCAUUUUUGAUAGACGGUGUGCCGAGGAGGACUACAGACCCUGGCAGCUGCAUAGCCAGGGGGAGGCAUGCAUCAUGGGAGCAAAAAGGAUAUAUAAGAAGCGGAAAUCAGAGCGGAAAUGUAUGCAAGGAAAAUAUGCAGGAGCUAUGGAAUCUGAACCCUGUGUCUGCACAGAGGCCGAUUUUGACUGCGACUAUGGUUAUGAGCGACACAGCAAUGGUCAGUGCCUGCCAGCAUUUUGGUUCAAUCCAUCUUCCCUAUCAAAGGAUUGCAGCUUGGGGCAGAGUUACCUCAACAGUACUGGGUAUAGGAAGGUGGUCUCCAAUAACUGCACUGAUGGUGUAAGGGAACAGUACACUGCCAAACCCCAGAAGUGUCCAGGGAAGGCCCCACGGGGGCUCCGGAUUGUCACCGCUGAUGGAAAGCUGACUGCUGAACAAGGGCACAAUGUUACUCUCAUGGUGCAACUGGAGGAGGGUGAUGUUCAGAGGACACUUAUCCAAGUGGAUUUUGGUGAUGGCAUUGCAGUGUCUUAUGUCAACCUCAGCUCCAUGGAAGAUGGGAUCAAACACGUCUAUCAGAACGUGGGCAUUUUCCGAGUGACCGUGCAGGUGGACAACAGUCUGGGGUCUGACAGCGCCGUCCUGUACUUACAUGUAACUUGUCCCCUGGAGCAUGUGCACCUGUCUCUUCCCUUUGUCACCACAAAGAACAAAGAGGUCAAUGCAACUGCAGUGCUGUGGCCCAGCCAAGUGGGCACCCUCACUUAUGUGUGGUGGAAAGGAAACAAUACGGAGCCCUUGAUCACGUUGGAGGGAAGCAUAUCAGUUAAGUUUCUUUCUGAAGGGAUGAACACCAUCACAGUGCAGGUCUCAGCUGGGAAUGCCAUCCUGCAGGACACGAAGACCAUUGCAGUGUAUGGUGAGUGCUCCUCCUUGCUGAUCCAUCAGCACUCUUGUGCUCAGAUGAGGUUGUCCAGUACCAGGGUGCUGGAGGCCAUCCAGCCUGUAACCUUUAUGAGAAAAUACAAGGCCACAGGGGUCCCAGGCCAGAGCAUCUUGGUUGCAGUGCUUCCUGGUCUUCCCACUGCUGCCGAGCUCUUUGUCUUACCCUAUCAGGACCCGACAGGAGAGAGCAGAAGGUUGGCCGAAGACCUGGAGCAGAUAUCAGAGCUGCUGAUCCACAAGCUCAACCAAAACUCAGUGCACUUUGAGUUGAAGCCUGGCGUCCAAGUCCUUGUCCACGCAGCUCACUUAACAGCAGCCCCGCUGGUGGACCUCACUCCAACCCACAGUGGCUCAGCCAUGCUGAUGCUGCUCUCGGUGGUGUUUGUGGGGCUGGCAGUGUUCGUCAUCUACAAGUUCAAAAGGAAGAUCCCGGGCAUUAAUGUUUAUGCCCAGAUGCAGAAUGAGAAAGAACAAGAGAUGAUCAGUCCAGUCAGUCACACUGAAAGCAGGCCCAAUACCCCUCAGACUGAACUAAGGAGGCCUGGCCAGCUCUUAGAUGAGAAGGUGGAAUCCCAGCUCAUAGGAAGUAUUUCCAUAGUUGCUGAGAAUCAAAGCACAAAAGAAAUCCCUACCUAUGUAAAUGUUUGAAUGGAGGACGCCAGUAAAAAAUAAAAAAUAAAAAAAAUUUUAACAAAAACAAUCAAAAUCCAAAAACAAACAAACACUCACUGCAUCGGGACUUUUUAAUUCUUCAGACACAGACAACAAGGGUUUUUAGCUUUAAGCCUGUGCAUGUGGACAAUAACUUGGGAACAUGUUCAGAGGGGCAGUGUACAGGUGCUCUAUUUUAAUGGAAAACACUCCCCUCGCCCUUUCUUCUUCUCUCUCCUUUUUUCUGAUCGGUCGUGUUUGUAGAAAAUUCAUAACAUAUAUAGGCCAAGGAAAUCUGCAUGUAUUUUUGGAAGUAUUCUUGGCUGUAGAUUGAACAGCUAUUUUAGCACUAUCGGCUGAUGGGUGGAUUAGCCACCCAGCCCAUUUCAUAAGACACAAAGACAUGCACAGGAGUUUGAAACCCUGAGCUGUUUCUCUGGUCCAGUUUCCUUAUUGCCAUUUCCCUUCUAAGUUGACUUGG